AUGACAUAUUGGCGGCCGGCGUCAAAGGAUAUGGUGUUUUAUGACAAGUACGAAGAUGUUCCGGAAAAAUGGCAAACGGUUGUUCGCCCUCAGAUGUUUCCACCCAAACCUGAAGAUCUAGACAAGUAUAACUUGGAAAAAUGUAUAAGAAUUUUGCCCCAUCAUCAAGACACUGGUGGAUUUUUCGUAGCAGUAUUCGAGAAGACAUCACAGUUACUGUGGGAGAAGGCUGAAGAAGAAAAAAUGGGGACUAAUGAAACGGCGGAAGUGUCAAAAGAAGAGAAAAAAGAGCCACCUAAAAAGAAAAGACGAAUGGGCGGUUACAGAGAGGAUCCAUUUGUAUUUUUCUCCGGAGACAGCGAAGACGUGUUCCCUUCUAUCAAAGAAUACUACGACCUUAAAUCGGACUUUGACUCUACCUGUCUUCUAACGAGGUGUCAUGUGGGGAAAAAGAAGAACAUAUAUUUGGUGUCGAGUGUGGUAAAAGAUGUUGUGCAGAAGAAUGAGAACAAUAUCAAGAUUAUCAAUACAGGCGUGAAGACGUUCGUUAGAUGUGACAAUAAAAACAUGAUGUGCCCUUUCAGGUUAUCACAAGAGGGUCUGCCAAGCAUAUCGCAAUAUAUAGGACCCAAGCGAAGGGUUAACAUCCUGAAGGAAGACCUAAUUCUAGUAUUGCAGAACGACAACCCGAGCAAUCCGCCCGAUAUCAAACUGUUCUCUGAACAUACACAGAAUUUGGUGAAAGACUUUGCAACGGGCAGUUGUAUUCUAGAAUACCAAGACACGGAAUCAAACCUAAAACUAACGCUAGUGGGUUGGCGAGGUGUACAUUCGCUGCGGGCGUACACCGCCACGCCCGACACUGUGCAUUAUUUGCGACUCUUAGGCGCCGAUUAUAGUAAAUAUGACGUUAACAAAUUCAAAAAGGCCUCUGACGUAUCAGACGAGGCGGACACCAAUAACGUUGCUGAAGUUUCGCAAUGUUCGACAAGUGAAAAAGAGCCUAAUGGUGAUAAGGAGAACAACAGUGACGUCUCUAUAAAUGAAGCUUCAAAAAUAAAUAGUACAUAA
Parnassius apollo (apollo) is the source of this 1071-nucleotide messenger RNA. NCBI's taxonomy places the organism in Eukaryota, Metazoa, Arthropoda, Insecta, Lepidoptera, Papilionidae. The record is from the annotation of a GenBank genome assembly.